Molecule: messenger RNA, 744 nt
Organism: Suillus plorans
Lineage: Eukaryota; Fungi; Basidiomycota; Agaricomycetes; Boletales; Suillaceae
Exons: 4
Coding region: 1-744 (247 amino acids)
Source: RefSeq, a predicted model, not a curated record
AUGGACGUCGAUGUCCAUGUUGACGACGAAGAUGAAGACGCCAUGCGGCGCUUGAUAGGAACUAAAGCUGGUGCCACAUCGAUCACUGAAGUAGAUGCCAAGAGUAUCAAAUGCUCAGAAUGUGGCAAGGUAUUUAAGAACACAGCAUUGGCCAAUUACCAUGUCGAGAAGAGCGGACAUGAUCAGUUUGAGGAGUCCACGGAAGAGGUUUGUACCCCAUGGCAUGUGUACUGUAUUUCUAACCUCAGAUGUCCCUCAGAUAAAACCACUUGUGGAGGAAGAGAAGAGGCAGAGGUUGGCCGACCUAAAAAAAUAGCUGCAAAGCACAGCGUAAAGUCUCAACAAGAAGCAGAGGAAGGAUGUGCGAAUGAAGCUAUUCGCUGCAAGUCUGGCAAGAACAUCAGCAAACUGAAAGAUGAGCUGCAGGCUGAAGAGCUUGUGAAAGAAGAGACGCUUGAGGAUGCCAGAGCCAAGACCCAGAUUGAGGCCGAUAAGAAAGCCCGUGCAGAAAAGGCUGCAAGGGAGAAAGCUUUACAUGACGGCCAACCAGUUAUCGACACAUCAGCCAGUGCGUCAACGACUCCAUCAGUAACAGCGUCCUUGUCCAGCGGCACAAGUAGGAAGGACUUCAAAGACACUCGUCUCCAAAUCCGUAUGGCAAGUGGAGGAACACCUUACAAGACCACUUUGCCAAGUGAUGCAAGUAUGUCUCACACAUACUGCAGUCACUUUACCCUUGUAUAA